UGAAGACAACGACAAUGUUUGGCACGUCUUCAGCGAACUGAUCCCAUCGCCGACCACAACAAUGGACUGCAUUAUAGACUACGAGUCCUAUCAGUCGCUGAAGCAGUCGUACGAUCAGCUCGUGGACAGCAAUCAGCUCUUGGAGUCUGAGAACGAGUCCCUCACGAGUAGUAAUCGACUGCUGAAGAGACUUCUGGAGACAUUGGAGACGAUUAAGACAUCGUUGGAGCAAAAGGUGCUCAUAAUGACCACUCAGUUGAACGGCAUCCGCAGCGACCAAUUGGUGCCAUUCGAUCGGGAACUGCAACGUCUGGAUGAGGACUACUGUCACCUCAAGUGUCUCCUGAAUCGCGUGGAGUUCGACGAGGAGGUGGACGCCGAAGACGUGGACACGAGUCACGCCAUUAUGGCCGCCGACGACAGCAUCGACGCCAUGAUCGCCAGCGAUGACCAAUUGGGUGAUCAUCACAACCAGUCGUCGGUCGACGACUAUAGCGCUGCCGUCGACGACACCAAUGAUGACGAUAUCAGUGCCGCCGAUGACGACAACGACAAUACGGACAGCGCUGUGGAUCAGACGCUGAGCGGCGCCUCCACUGAUGGCAUAUAUGUGUUGCAUCCGUCGACUCCCGGCGCCGCCAACGAUGAGCUCAAUACCGGUUCCUAUAGUAACAGUGUCUUAGCGACCGCUGAAGACUUGGGUGGCGUUCGGCGGCAGAGGAAUAAGAGAUCCAAAGCGGACGUGACCCCCGGCGUGAAGCGGUUCCGUUGUUCAGAUCCGGGAAGCAUUAAAGAGCACAAACGCAUCCACAGCACUGAGAAGCAGUUCCGGUGCGAGUGGGAGGGCUGUACGUGGAAGUUCAGCACUUAUAAGCUACUCAAGAACCAUAAGAGGGCCUGUCAUACGCUCGAGAAGCCGCAUAAGUGCGACUGGCCCGGUUGUGACAAAUCGUUUUUAGCGCCGUAUGCUCUCCGCACACAUAAACUCAAACACACGGGUAUUCGGCCGCAUAAGUGCGAUAUGUUUGGCUGUACGGCCUCUUUCGCCAGACCUACAGACUUGGCUCGACAUAAGAGGGAAACGCAUUGCACGGAAAGGCAAUACCUGUGCGAACAUGAGAACUGCGGCUCAAAGUUCUAUAGGAAAGACGACUUAAGGCAUCACAUCCGCCGCAAACACGACUGUCCGCAGUUCGGACGCCGCGCCAAACGGCUCCGCAAAGGCGCCGAUAGUAAGGAAAUGGUGGUUAAGAAAGGAGUUCGCCGUAAGCUGUCGAUGAAGACCGAGGAUAACAGCGCCGCCGAGGGCUCGCUGGGCGCCGGUGGCGGCGGCACCGGUAGUGACGCCACCGAGGGCUUGGAUGAGCCCAAAGUGGUGAUCGACUUGAAUGUGGCGAAAGUGAAUCAGUUGCGCAAAUCUAUUCAAAUUAAUUUUGUUUAAAAAAGUUUUUUUUGUUUAUUAUUUAAAAGAUUAAAUUUAAUAUUUUCACAAAUUCUCUCUCUCUCUCUCUCUCACUCACUCACCAAAGCCUGACAUCCAUUUGAUUACUUAAUUAAGUUAUUUAAUUAAUUAAUUGGCAUUUUAUCACUCGACAGAUACGUG
Molecule: messenger RNA, 1603 nt
Organism: Oppiella nova
Lineage: Eukaryota; Metazoa; Arthropoda; Arachnida; Sarcoptiformes; Oppiidae
Source: the annotation of a GenBank genome assembly